Messenger RNA from Leptidea sinapis, 2485 nucleotides. Its product is annotated as prolyl endopeptidase. Gene Ontology annotation, cellular component: cytosol. Gene Ontology annotation, biological process: proteolysis. The transcript is spliced from 16 exons. Bases 14 to 2317 code for a protein of 767 amino acids. Gene Ontology annotation, molecular function: serine-type endopeptidase activity; oligopeptidase activity. The record is from RefSeq and is a predicted model, not a curated record. NCBI's taxonomy places the organism in Eukaryota, Metazoa, Arthropoda, Insecta, Lepidoptera, Pieridae.
ACACCAAAAAAAAAUGUCAUGUUUGUCAAAUUGCAUGUCUGUGCUUCGCUUUUUUGCUAAUCAUCGCCGAUUUUCUGCAAAUCUUACAGUAUUUACAAUUAAACACAGCCAGUUGUUUCAUAACGUUAAUAAUUCCAUAGCAUCCAGUUUAUCAGGAAGAACAUUGACGGCGUCGGCGACGUCGUUGCGCUCGUGGAACAUGACAUUCGCGUAUCCCGAGGCGAGGAGAGACGACACUGUCGUUGACGACUACCAUGGCACCAAGAUUAUAGACCCGUACCGGUGGCUUGAAGAUCCCGAUUCUGAGGAGACUAAAGCAUUCAUCGAGGCGCAGAAUAAGAUAACACGGCCAUUUAUAGAUUCUUGCCCCGUGAAGUCUCAAAUCAACGAUCGGCUGACAGAGUUGUGGGAUUACCCCAAAUAUUCUUGCCCCUUCAGGAGGGGGAACCGCUACUUCUUUUUUAAAAAUACCGGUCUCCAGAACCAAAAUGUGCUGUACGUGCAAGAGAAGCUGGAGGGCGAGGCACGUGUGUUCCUCGACCCCAACUCGUUGUCGGAAGACGGCACCGUUGCGCUAUCAGGGAGCCGCUUCACCGAGGACGGCAACACCUUCGCAUACGGCCUGUCUGCCAGCGGCUCCGACUGGAUCACCAUCCACAUCAAGGACGUGGCCACCGGUAAGGAUUAUCCAGAAGUAUUGAAGAAAGUUAAAUUCGCCUCCAUGUCAUGGACUAAAGAUAAUAAAGGGCUGUUUUAUUCACGGUACCCCGAGCAGAGCGGCAAGACGGACGGCUCGGAGACGGAGGUGAACCGCGACCAGAAGCUGUGUUACCAUCGGCUGGACACGCCGCAGGAGAGUGACGUCAUCGUGGUCGACUUCCCCGACGAGCCGCUCUGGAGAAUUGGUGCUGAAGUGAGCGACUGCGGCCGGUACCUGAUAGUAACUCCUGUGAAGGAUUGCCGCGACAAUCUGCUCUUCUUCGCCGAUCUAUCGAAACACCCAGAGAUUAGCGGCAAACUGCCGCUCACACAGAUUGUACAUAAGUUUGAGGCUGACUAUGAGUAUAUCACCAACGAGGGUUCCGUUUGUAUAUUCCGCACAAAUAAGAACGCCCCGAACUACAGGCUCGUCAAGAUAGACCUUAACAACCCUGACGAGCAGAACUGGGAGACGCUUAUACCGGAACAUCCCAAAGAUGUGCUGGACUGGGCCUCCGCUGUUGAUCAUGACAAGUUGGUGAUACACUAUGUUAGAGAUGUUAAGAGUGUGCUACAACUCCACAGUAUGGGCAACGGGGAGCUGUUGGAACAGUUCCCGCUGGACGUGGGCUCCGUGGUGGGUUUCUCUGGCAAGAAGGAGCAGACGGAGAUCUUCUACCACUUCAUGUCAUUCCUCACGCCCGGGAUCAUCUACCACGUGGACCUCAAGAGCAAGCCCUACAAACCUACUGUAUUUAGAGAAGUAAAGGUGAAAGGAUUCGAUCCGUCCCAGUAUGAAGCGAAACAGAUAUUCUACUCAAGCAAAGAUGGCACCCAAGUUCCAAUGUUUAUUGUUUCUAAGAAGGGCCUAGCUUUGGACGGCAACAACCCGGCGCUCGUGUACGGCUACGGCGGGUUCAACAUCAACGUGCAGCCCAGCUUCAGUGUCACGAGGAUCGUGUUCAUGCAGCACUUCAACGGAGUACUGGCUGUACCCAACAUACGAGGUGGAGGUGAAUAUGGCGAGAGAUGGCACAAUGCCGGUCGCUUACUGAACAAGCAGAACGUGUUCGAUGACUUCCAAGCCGCGGCAGAGUACCUCCACCGGGAGGGCUACAGCAGGCCCGAGCUGACCACGGCUCAGGGAGGCUCCAACGGAGGACUGCUGGUCGCAGCCUGCAUCAACCAGCGGCCCGACCUCUACGGGGCCGCCAUCGUGCAGGUCGGGGUUCUGGACAUGCUACGGUUCCAGAAGUUCACGAUCGGGCACGCCUGGGUCUCCGAUUACGGUAGCUCCGACAACGAGACCCAGUUUAACUACCUGCUAAAGUACUCGCCGCUACAUAAUAUCAAGUCGUCCGAUAAUGGCCGCGCCCCGUACCCCGCGACCCUGGUGUUGACGGCCGACCACGACGACCGCGUGGUGCCGCUCCACUCGCUCAAGUACGUGGCCACGCUGCAGCACGCAGCAGCAGCAGACCACUGGCCGCCGCUCCUGGCGCGAGUCGACACCAAGGCGGGCCACGGCGGAGGGAAGCCCACCGCCAAGAUUAUUGAGGAACACACUGAUAUCCUCUCCUUUAUGACUCAAGCGCUGGGACUUACAUUUGUCAAGUGAAUUGUAUUGAAAACAAAGUAUUGUGCCGGGACUCUGUAAUUGUAUUUAUGAAUUGAAGUGAAUCCGUCGCAUACGUAGAACCCACGCACCUGGAAAUCAAGAGACUGGUGAUAUUGUUACGCAUUUCUAUUAUUUUGUAAUAUAAAUAAAUAAACUUUGUUUUUAUUA